Messenger RNA from Nematostella vectensis (starlet sea anemone), 3519 nucleotides. Its product is annotated as fibroblast growth factor receptor 2. Gene Ontology annotation, biological process: protein phosphorylation. NCBI's taxonomy places the organism in Eukaryota, Metazoa, Cnidaria, Anthozoa, Actiniaria, Edwardsiidae. The transcript has 6 exons. Bases 59 to 985 code for a protein of 308 amino acids. The record is from RefSeq and is a predicted model, not a curated record. Gene Ontology annotation, molecular function: protein kinase activity; ATP binding.
UGUGAGGGACGGCAAGUGUUCACCUCUUGACUUAGUGAGCGCGCUUGCGCAAAUUGCCAUGGUGAUUCAGUACAUACACCAGAGCGACAUUGUCCACUGCAGCCUAAGACCAGAUAACAUCAUGGUGGCGCAGCAAGCGCCUCUCAAGGUGAAACUAACGCGCUUUGGGCGAAUAGAGGAAAUUAUUGUCACCUCCUACAUGAAAACAAGCGCGGACGGGUUUGUUGUGAAACCUAUGCCCAUUGAUGAUUCGGCAUGGAGCGCGCCAGAGGUGAAAAACGAUAAUUACUAUUCACAAGCGGCUGAUGUGUACUCCUUCGGAAAGGUUGCCUUUGAGAUGUUCAAUACGCUAGACGAACUAGAGGCAUCGGCAGCCGCGGCCAUGGAUGACCAGACCAAGUCAUCGUUUGAGGGGAAUUAUCCAGUUCAACCGCAGAGUAUGCCAUGCUGGUUGUACAUCACACUCAAACAGUGUCUUCUGCAUUAUCCACGUGAAAGACCAACCUUCCUGCUCCUGGUCGACACCCUAACGAGCAGAAAGCCAUUUGAUUCCUGGAUGCUAAAGCAUUGGAAGAAGAUUCACAACGACGUCAAUGUUGAUUUUGAUGUCACCCAACCCGAGAAUGCUCCGCACGUUCUUCCCGAGGAAAAACAUCUCAACCACGCAGAAAUACGUAAAAUCGUCACAGAUAGUCUUUACGCUCCUCACUGCUACGACUACCAGCUGGGACUUCUGCGUGAAACGACAGAAGAAGAAACGUAUGAGUAUAUUACAGAGAACGUGUAUGAAGAAUUUCCAAGUCAAGAAAUACAAGUUGAUGGAUUGCCAGCAUCGUCAAGAUCGCCCAAACAGGAUUUCAAAAAUUCACUACUCACCCUGAAAGGAAACCCACCACCACUACCCCCAAGACCACCCAUUCAUGGGUUGUUGGACUCUAAGAGAAUGCUAUUACAACCACAAAGAGACCUACAAGGAGAUUUUUAGGGUUGCUCAUUUAUUUACGAAAAAGAUGGUAACGAAUCUGAUGAAGGCUCAGGAGACGAUGAAUCUCUUUGUGGAAUUGGCAGCAACCUAUACGAGCCAGUUUGUGAAUAUACUGCAAUGUUGCCCGAUCAUCAAUAUGUGCGCAAAUGUCAAGAUUUACUGUACGAAAAUAUAACCCAGCCAAGCCUGGCUACAUGUAUUAUACAUCAAGUGUCUCGACCAAUCCCUGCCAAGCGUCAAAUGCCUGAAUCAAACCCAACUGAGCGUCGAGUGUCUCCUCCAUUCCCUGCUGAACAUCGAAUUCCUCCACCGGACCCUGCUGAGCGUCGAGUGCCUCCUCCAUUCCCUGCUGAACGUCGAACUCCUGCACCGGACCCUGCUGAGCGUCGAGUGCCUCCUCCAUUCCCUGCUGAACGUCGAACUCCUGCACCGGACCCUGGUGAGCGUCAAAUAUCUUCUCCAUUCCCUGCUGAACGUCGAAUUCCUCCACUGGACCCUGCUAAGCGUCGAGUGUCUCCUCCAUUCCCUGCUGAACGUCGAACUCCUACACCGGACCCUGGUGAGCGUCGAGUGUCUCCUCUAUUCCCUGAUGAAUGUCAAAUGCCUCCACCGGACCCUGCUGAGCGUCGAGUGUCUCCUCCAUUCCCUGCUGAACGUCGAACUCCUACACCGGUUCCUGCUGAGCGUCGGGUGUCUCCUCCAUCCAGACUUCCUCCCCCAUCAUUACACAUACGUCCUUCAGACCGGCCCGGAAUGACAGCCACACCUCCUCCCCCACUACCAACCAGACGUCCAUCAUCCUGCUCCAGACCUGCUCCCCAGUUAUCAUACAGGCCUCCUGAUGUGACAGAUGUACUUUGUAGUAAUAGUCCCCGCCAUCACCAGCCUCUUUAUGGAAGAGGUCAACACCAAGGCAGUUAUCAGCACGCUAGGCCAUUUACCCAUAUGGCAUCAAGUGGAGACCACUACAUACCAGGGAGAUCUGAAGAGAGAGUAUUCCAAGAUAUGAGCGGUGAUCAUACAUCAAGCGAAUGCUAUCAGCAAAGAUAUCACAACAUCUAUCAUUCAGAUCCACGCAUGAGUCUAUCGCACGACUUUUUGUGCGAUUAUCCCAUGGUCCAGCCUUACGACGUAAAUAAGGAGGGGUAUUGGCAUUUCGUCCGUCUCCACUCAGAUUGUACACAGUACACUAGGCGUCCAGGCGUCCAUCACUGCCGCUCGUGUGGUCACGAGGUGUACGAGAAUGUGGAAGAUCACUGCUCAAAGCAUGGACGAAGUUGUCGGCCUCUGUCGACACAUAUGUCAUGGAAGCCGAUUGCAUCAGAUAUUAGCCACGUGUAAUGGAAGCCCAAUGACAUUAUAGAUUAGCCACGUGUAAUGGAAGCCAUAUGACAACAUAAAUUAGCCACUUGUAAUGGAAACCCAGUGACAUCAUAGAGUAGCCACUUGUAUUGGAAGCCCAGUGACAUCAUAGAUUAGUCACGUAUAAUGGAAACCCAGUUGCAUCAUAGAUGAACUACGUGUACAUGUUGUAAAGGAAGCCCAAUGCUGACAAUGGCAUCAAAGAUGACUCACCAGUGUUUUGUAUAGAGAUAAUGCUUCUUUGAAGAUAAGUAAAUACAUGUCAUAUACACCUGUUUCAAAAUCUUGUGUAGGUGCACAAUGCAAAUGGCAGUUCUGAUAUCGACAAAUGCAUGGGACUCGUCAAAUUUCUAAUGAUGUCAGAGAAAUGUGCGAUCAUUUUUGUUCUUACAAAAAACCUCGCAAAGCCUCGGUCGAUACGCCAAAGCCUCAGAGUGUGAUAUUUCCCGGCAUGACCUCACUCUCGGUUAGUAAGUAGUUAGUAUUGUAUUGUAUACUGCAAUUUCUAAAGGAUUUGCGUUAAAUGCUGGGUAAUUACAAGGGUUAUAAUAUAACCUCGGAAUAUUGUCCGGUAAAUGCGAGUAUCCGCUAUAUAAGGUAUUCUAGUGAUAAUGUAUAGAUUAUUAAACAUUUUUAGUGUAGCGUGUAUUUUCUUAUGGAUUUUCUUUUUUUUUCUACUAUUUGUAUCGACAUUUUUAUACAUUUUUAUAUACCAGAACACUUUUGGAUAAGUAACCCAGAAAGACUUAAUAUGUAAGUUUUUUUUCGUCUCGUUUCGCCGUUAUUUACUUUGAUCAUGUUAAUGAUAUCUGGUAGCAAUUACUUUCACGACUUGUUUAUUAAAUCAAAUAGCACAAUUAUAUUUGAUGGCAAUACUUUCAUGGCUUGUAUAUUAUAUCUAAUAGCAUGUCAUGGCUUUUAUAUUAUAUCCAAUAGAAUUUCUUUCAUGACUUGUUUUUUAUAUCUAUAGCAAUACUUUAAUGACUUUUUGUUUUUCGUCUCGUUUCGCCGUUAUUUACUUUUAUCAUGUUAAUGAUAUCUGGUAGCAAUUACUUUCACGACUUGUUUAUUAAAUCAAAUAGCACAAUUAUAUUUGAUGGCAAUACUUUCAUGGCUUGUAUAUUAUAUCUCAUAGCAUGUCAUGGCUUUUAUAUUAUAUCCAAUAGAAUUUC